Molecule: messenger RNA, 2217 nt
Organism: Uncinocarpus reesii 1704
Lineage: Eukaryota; Fungi; Ascomycota; Eurotiomycetes; Onygenales; Onygenaceae
Exons: 3
Coding region: 1-2217 (738 amino acids)
Cellular component (GO): microtubule; cytoplasm; membrane
Molecular function (GO): microtubule binding; GTPase activity; GTP binding
Source: RefSeq, a predicted model, not a curated record
AUGGCAAUCACAUUGCCGGACAACGAAAACAGCCGCCCCGGUGGUGGCCACCUCAAUACACUCCAAUCAACGAAAGUCAAACAGAGACUGAAUCAAAUUGAUAGAAUCAGAGCGAAAGGAAUAGGGGACCAUAUCUCCCUGCCGCAACUUGUUGUGUGCGGUGCCCAGUCCGCUGGAAAGAGUUCUGUUCUUGAAGGCAUUACUGGGAUCCCGUUCCCCCGCCAAGAUGGUGUUUGCACCAAGUUUGGAACCGAGAUUAUCCUGCGACACUCACUAGAGACGGCCUCCAUCAAUGCAUCAAUUAUCCCUCAUAUCACCCGCGACGAGCAGGAAGCGAAAGAACUCAGGAGCUUCCAGCGCCGCCUGGAUGGAUAUGAGGAGUUGCCAGAUACGAUAAAAGAUGCAGCUGCGUGCAUGGGCAUCCGUGGGUUUGGAGCUCCCGGGUGCGACGGUCCGGCCUUCGCUGCAGACGUGCUCCGGAUCGAGGUCACUGGGGAUAUUGGCCUUCACCUCACGGUUGUUGACCUGCCGGGUCUGAUUUCCGUUGACGAAACCGGAGGAGAAGAUGUGAAGCUCGUCGAAAGCCUUGUAGAUUGGUACCUACAAAGCUCAAGAACAAUAAUCCUAGCAGUGGUUCAGGCCACCAAUGAUAUCGUUAUUGAACCGAUUAUCCAGCGUGCUCGCCAUUUCGACAAGUCCGGCCAAAGAACCGUCGGUAUCAUUACAAAAUCCGAUCUCAUCAACAAGGGAACAGAGGGGCGGAUUGCCCUGUUUACCAAAAACUUGGACCAAACCAAGCUGAAGCUAGGAUAUUUUUUGCUCAAGAAUCCGUCGCCAGAGGAGCUUGCAGCUGGCACAACUGCAUUAGAAAGGAAGAGGUUGGAAAUGGAAUUUUUCCGUUCGGAGCGAUGGAGAGAGCAUGGACUUAAUUUCUCCAGAGUGGGGAUUGAAGCAUUGAGGUCUUUCCUUCAAGUCCUUCUUGAGGAUCAUAUUGAACGUGAGCUGCCCAAAGUGUGCAAUGAAAUCGACGUUCUUCUUGAAAGAACCCAGGCCGAACUUCACGACCUUGGAGAGGAGAGGUUAACAAUCGGAGAUCAGCGACUCUUCCUCUCCAAGCUGAGUAUGGAUUUCCAAGGGAUCAUGCAAGCGGCGUUAGAGGGAUCAUACCACACUCACUUGUCAGGCUUCUUCAGUUACGGGGCAGAAAGCGCAACUCCACGCCGGUUACGUGCCCGAUUUCAUGAACUCAAUGGUCUCUUCGCUGACUAUAUGAGAGAUAAGUCGCAAAAGCGCAAUAUCGGUUCGCCUCGGGACCCAACCGAGGACGAAGAGAGCGGAGAUCAGGGAGAGGAAGUCGAGCAAGUGGUCGAAGAAGAUGACAGCUUAUCCAUCGGGCACCCUGGCCUUGACAACGGCCUCCCACCUUGUCAAUCAGUCUCGCGAGGUGCCUUUGACGGAUGGGUUAAACAGGUUUAUAAAAGAACGCGAGGACAAGAGCUGCCAGGGAAUUACAGCAACAUUCUCCUGACUGAGCUCUUUCACGAGCAGUCAAGUCGCUGGCCCCAAAUUGCAAAGCGACAUGUUAUUACUGUCCACAAGGAAACAUCCUCUUGUGUCCAGCUCGCAUUGAAUCACGUGAUCAAAGAUGAUCAUGUGCGCCAUGGAAUGCUCAAAAUUGUCAAUCGUCGCCUCCAGCAAACACUCGAUGAUGCUUUGGCAGAACUGCAAAAGCUCUGUAGCGAUGAGAAACUGCAGCCAAUUACAUAUAAUCACUAUUAUACAGACAAUAUCCAGAAAUCUCGCCAAAAUGCCACCAAGGCGGUCAUCCAGAAAGCGUUACAUGGGGCUUCUCAUGAUGUCCACGGUGUGCUCCACAUAAGUAAUACCGAAAGCGACAAGCUCAGGCUAUUAUCUUCGCUCCAAAGGCAUGUCGUUGUGGAUAUGGAUCAACAAGCAUGCGAGGAAGCAAAAUCUGGGCUUAAAUCAUACUACAAGGUUGCCAUGAAAACCUUUGUCGAUAAUGUUUGUCGUCAGGUCGUGGAGCGUCACAUUGCGCUCAGUGCUCGAAGUAUUCUCACGCCCACGGGUGCUCUUCAACUCUCGGAUGAUCAGGUCAAGGAAAUCGCAUCCGAGACGCAGAGCAAGCAAGAGCGGCGAAAUGAACUGAAGAUGCUGGAAAAGUGCCUCAGAGAAUGUGUAUGGGAGCUUAGCACGUAA